AAAAUGUUCUCUCUAGACUCACCUACUGCUUUUCUUUUCCUGUUUUUUUUUUUUUUCUUUUUUCCUCUGUGAGAUAAGCCAAAGCUUUGAGUGUCCUAGAAAUGUGGGGUGGUGGUGGAGUUAGUGUAGUGAAAGUGUUACUGUAAUAUCCAGUAUGUACUUUUUGUGGCCAUCGUUCAUUUCUGAGCAAGUAACCUCAUGGUGAGGCUUCUCUUCUCAUAUGUGAAGGAGACAGAAAUAAGUUAUCUGUGUAACAUAUACAGGUCAUUAGCCAGUGAUAUUUUUAAACAGUUUUAACCACUUUGCAGAGCUUAUUUUCAUUUGGUUUUGUAGUUGGUGACUUUUGUAGCAUUUUUAUGCAGCCAUACGUGAUUGAUGAAUCUUGCACAUAGCCAGUGGGAAAGAGACGAAUACUUUCAAAGUAAGAAAAUUUGACUGAAUGCUGGCAGUAGCUCAAAAGCAAUUCCAUACGUACCAAUUGCAUAGGUACUCUCAGUUCAGUUUUACAACAGACUAAAUAAAUGUUAGGGCAGCCGCAUCCCCUUCUGAUAAAAUUGCCUGACUAGGCCAGCAUUACUGGUGUGAUUUUCUUUGGCUUAUUCUUCUUGCUUGUUGGAAUUGAUUUGUAAGAAACAUUUGGAACUCUUUUUGUAUUUUUGCUGCGAAUCCUACAUUGCUUUUGAAAACUGUUCAGGUUCGUGCCAGUCACAUCUGAAGGCUUUGCUUCCUUGUUGUCACAAGCAGUUUGGCAUUACUGCUCGUUACAGAAUAGCUUAAACUGUCUAAUCAGUUCAUGAAGUGAUUUUUUUCUCGUGGCUACUUCUAGAGAACAAGAGUAUGUUUUCAAAGGAAUCUAUACUGACUGAUUAAGAAGGAUUCAGGAUUUUGGCAGCCUUUGUUAAAGUCAGAGGCAGAAAAUGUCUCACUGAAAGCAGAUCAGGAACAGUUACACCAAAGUGAACAUUAUUUCAUCAGUUCUUUAGACAAUUAGGGGGGAAAAAACAGCUGGUCUUUGUGCAGAAUGGCAGAGGUGAUAAGACUGCUAGCCCCUGUGGAGCAGCAAGAAAGUUAUUUACGUGAAUGGCUGUUGCACACACCGCCAGCUGGGAGGGAAUGGCAAGAUUCAGCAUCCUCUGUGUGAGGAACAUCAUUUGACUCACUGAAGAAUUAAAUACAACAGCACUGCAGAGCUGCGUGGGAGAGAAGGGGAUUUUAGACUCAAGUGGCAGAAUCAAGUCUUCAGAAGUAAAGACAUUUGGAACAGCUUCUCCCCAAAUGGAAGUUAUCUAGACAGCCCCUGAGAUCUCUCUGCAUCCUGCUUCUGCCACACCGGGACGGUGUUCUUGGUCCUGGUCUUAAAUAAAAUGUUGGAUUCUAUCAAGUGCGUGCUGGUGGGAGACUCUGCAGUGGGAAAAACAUCUCUCUUGGUACGUUUCAUCUCUGACACUUUUCCAGACAACUACAGACCCACUGUGUAUGAGAACACUGGAGUGGAUGUCUUCAUGGAUGGCGUACAGAUUAGCCUAGGCCUAUGGGACACAUCUGGAAGCGAUGCCUUCAAAGGCAUUCGCCCCCUCUCCUACCAACAGGCAGAUGUGGUGUUAAUGUGCUACUCCGUGGCAAACCACAACUCCUUUCUAAACCUGAGGAGCAAAUGGAUUGGCGAGAUCCGCAACCAUCUGCCCCGCAUCCCGGUUUUGGUAGUGGCCACGCAGACCGACCAGCGUGAAUCGGGGCCCUACCGCUCCUCCUGCAUCAGCUCGAUGGACGGCAAGCGGCUCGCCCAGGAUGUGCGAGCCAAAGGCUACUUGGAGUGCUCAGCCCUCAGCAACCGCGGUGUGCAGCAGGUGUUUGAGUAUGCUGUGCGGACAGCAGUCAAUCAAGCCAAGAGGCAGAACAGGCGGAAACUCUUCUCCAUUAACGAGUGCAAGAUCUUCUGAGGACUGUCAGCAGUGGUUUUGCCUAUGUUCGUUGUUUCUGCUUUUGCACAAAGAUGCUGCGGCAGAGAUAAUGGGAGCGAAUCAAAGACAGGCAGACUCCUGUCAGGACCGUGGUGCAGGUGGCCCCAGUAAAACAGAUGUGCACUCUGUUGGUUCUGUUCGCCUACCCAACACACAUGGGCACUAUCUUUAAAAAUGACAGAUGCAGGCAGGGGCCUUUGUUCACAACCCUGUGUUUGUAAUUUGCCAUCCUGGACUGAAGCAGACCCAGCCUGGAGAUUUACAGAUCAUAGUUGUGCAGAUUUUGUUAUCAGUGUUCCUCAGCUGUUGGUUUGUCUGCAUUUAUUUCAUGACAAACUUCAUCUGGAUCAACCUCCCCUCUUGACAUACCUGUCCAUGUGUUUGUUUUUUUUUUACUCUAAGAACCUAAUGUAUAAAAUCUCACCACCGUGUAUCUAUUUAAAAGAUUCUUGUAUAUGUUGUUGUAAAAUCCUUACAAUUUGUUUUCAUAUUUCUAUCUAACCACUGAUGCAAAUAAUUCUAUCCAUAUAAUAAAUGGCCUGCAGGUAAGCCUAGCACUUCUUACACAUGCCCAAGUUACCGCCCAACAGUGAUCAAACACACUGUGUCCAGCAUAGGAGUGAUCAAAAUGUAGUGACAUUUGAUAGUUGGCUUUGUGAGAUUUAUUUUCUUACCCUAUUCCUGUUCCUGGGAAAAUGGAGACCACUGCAACAAUGUAGUCAGAGAUGUGCUGAAGCAGGAGGAACUUAACCUGACUCUUCCUAGACUUGACCUAGUUACAACCCCAGAAGGGCUGGCUUGUAGUCAAGGCUAACCAUGUGGGUAGGGUGGUAGAGACAAAUCUGUGCUAUCAUCACUUCUCAUCUCCCUGCCAUAAUUCUGGAGGCAAAAGACUCCAUUCUCUAGGGAUGAAAGGUAUUUUUUUUUUCCAUGAGCACUAAAAUUCUCACAUAUUUUUAGCACAUUUUGAUUAUAAACAGUGGUUUUCAUGAAACAAGUAUCUUGCUGGAGUGCAAGAAAUGUCUGGACAAUGCUCUCAGACUAUCUAAUUUUUGAGUCAUCCUGUGUGGAGUCAGGAGUUGGACUUGAUGAUCCUUAUGGGUCUCUUCCAACUUGAGGUAUUCUAUGAAUCCAUGAUUCUACUACAGUAAAAAAAUUAAGUACAUGGCAGUGUUGAAUGUGCAUAUUUACAAAGGCUAAAUAAUACAUUUUUUUUUUUUAGUUUGCAUGCUAAGCAUAACAGGCUGAAUUCUAUAAAACAAAGACUAGCAGGCGUUGUGCCCUAGGGAGCUUGGCAAGUCUGAGCAUCAAGUUCUGACAUACCUGCUUGGGCCAAGUUACCCUUCUGCACAGAGGCAGGCUAAAGAAGCGGCACCUCUAGAUGUGUAAGUGCAUACUGCUGGAAGACAGAGAGGGGUCAACACACACCACACUGUGCAUUCCCUGUGAGCUGUGGUGGCCCCACUCCUGAGGUUAUCUGUGCCGAACCCUCUGCCCCACACCAUCCCUCAGAUCUUGCAGACCGGUCUCACCCCAAGGUUUCUGCUGCCCUCCCCACCCUUCAGUGAGCUCAGAACUGAGGCUUAUAGCAUGCUGCCAUGGAAGGUGUUGCACAAAAUAUUAGGAUGAUUCUAUCUCCAUGAGGAUCCCAAGAGAAUUAUCUGUGUCUGUUCUGACUAAGCCUGACUCAUGCAUUCCAACUGGAAUUGAUGCAAAAGCUUGUCUGAUUCAAAUCCAAGGUGGGACUUUGGGA
Meleagris gallopavo (turkey) is the source of this 3714-nucleotide messenger RNA. RefSeq names its product ras homolog family member H (gene RHOH). Gene Ontology annotation, biological process: small GTPase-mediated signal transduction. Gene Ontology annotation, molecular function: GTPase activity; GTP binding. NCBI's taxonomy places the organism in Eukaryota, Metazoa, Chordata, Aves, Galliformes, Phasianidae. The record is from RefSeq and is a predicted model, not a curated record.